This is a messenger RNA of Cyanidioschyzon merolae strain 10D, 1407 nucleotides long. RefSeq lists its product as hypothetical. The transcript has a single exon. The record is from RefSeq and is a predicted model, not a curated record. Bases 1 to 1407 code for a protein of 468 amino acids. Lineage: Eukaryota; Rhodophyta; Bangiophyceae; Cyanidiales; Cyanidiaceae.
AUGUGCGAGCGACGAAGCUCAUGUGUGCGGGUGCUGCCCCGAAGGCUUCUCGUUUUGCUCUGGUGCUUCGUGUACCUAUGUGACGCACUGCAGCCCGCAGAGAGUGAAAAAGUUGAUUCCAAGGCACUUUUCGACCAGGUUGGAACGACACUUGUGUCUAUAGAGCGGGUUCAACGCAAUCACUUACGCACAGAGUACGGCUCUGUGCUGCAGCACUGCAAGGUGACCCUAAAGACGCUGGAUAACUUUUGCAGGCGAUCGUAUGUAGCUUGUAACCAGACGCGCACGUGUGCGGAGCAAUUAGAACCUUGGAAGGCCCGCGUUCAUGAUUUAAGCGUGAACCUAGAACGGCUGACAAGCGAGAGAAUUCGCGAGCGCGAAGCUCACGCGGUUCGCGUGCGCGAGCUCGAGGCGAAACUUUCCGCAGCGCGCCAGACAACCGUCAAUAGUAUCGAUGAACAGCGCUUGAUGCGAACAAGCGGCACCGCUGCUCUGUUCGGCAACAAAUGGAUGCCCACGGUCGGCAAUAGGCUCCAUUUGCCAGCCGUGCUGCUCCUCGUCAGCUUCGGCUACCUGCUAUGCGUAUUUGUAGGAAGGGCAUCGUCGUGGCUUCGUUACCAGAGAUCCUGUGCUGUUGUUGGUCAUUUCCGAGCACGAAACAGUACCCGCUUCGACGCUGCGUUUCGCUGGGUUCGAGCCGUGGAUUUGUUGUGUGCGGGCCUUUUUUUGAUGGCCGUGUUCUUCCCAGGACCGAUCGCGCGAACGAUGAUGGAGUCUGAACGAUCCUUGCCGCUGUGGAGCUCCCUGUGCUACUGGGCACAAUGCAUCGCAUGCGUAUCCGGAACGUCUUUGAAUGCAUUCGUCUUAUUUUCCGUGUUUUGGAGGGCACGAUCUGUUGGGGCACUUUCAGCCUUCAUUUCUCUCUGUCUCGUUCGGAGCAUUCACCUUGUUGCAUCUGUCAGUGUCUUAUACCAUUCCAGCUUCCACUGGCGCAUGCCAGCGACGACCGGUCUCUUCAAUACCACCGUUGAAGCAGCACAUUCGUAUGACAUGAUGACGCAUCGCUUGCGGAUCUACUUUCUCACGUAUGGUUUCAUUUUCAUGUUGAUGGCGUGGGACACGCACCAGCAACUCACCGAUCAUGCACCGCUCAGAGCAGCAGUGCUCACUGUCGAACGUGUACGUCGACUUUCGAAGAGCCGUCGGCCACGAGCCGCCCCCGAGAAAGCGUUAUGCUAUCGAUCCCUUGUAUCUAGUCCCAGAAGAGGCAUGCAGCCAUCCCUGGAGUCAGGGUCGUCCAGAUCAUUUUCAACUCUUGAGUCUGGCGACUGGAAGACGCCGCCCUUGCGCCGCGUCGUUGCUGAAAAGCGAACUUGCGCGCGAACGGUUGUAAGUACACCAGACUGA